GGAACCACGUCGGCGCGCGUGUCAGCGAGGCGAUAGCGGGUUCCCCCACCCCGGGCGGGCCAGGGGAGGGACGAGCAGCGCUCCUGGCGGCGGGAGAGGCAACCACGUCGGCGCGGGCGCAGCAGAGGCCAGCAGCCGCAGUGCAGCGCGCGCGGUGCCGGGGCGAGCUACCAUGAGGGACAUGACCAGCAAGAUGGCGGAGCUCAAGUUCGAGGCCCCGCUGGCGCAGUUCGAGGAGGCCGAGGACUGGGGGUCCUCCGAGUUCCAGCAGCACCUGGCCGACGACAACUCCAACAGCGCCGCCGCCUACCUGGGCAAGGAGCUGGGGCUGGCGGCGCUGCUCAACGACAACAAUGCGGCGGCGGCCAACCACAAACCGCCGCCGGCCGCCGCCGCCGCCGUGCUCGCCGCCUCCGACACGUUCGGCGACGCCUUCAGCGGCUCGCUCGAGGACCUGGUCAACACCUUCGACGACAAGAUCACCAGGUGCUUCUGCAACUACGACGAGUCGGUGGAGAAGCUGGCGCCCGUGCAGGUCCGCACCCAGGAGGAGAUCAUGAACGAGUGCCAGAUGUGGUGGACCAUCACGGGCAACUUCGGCAACAUCCUGCCCAUCGACUGGACCAAGUCGUACGCCCGCAAGCUGCACAUGCCGGCGCUCAACCUCAACGAGAGCAAGGAGAAGCUGACCCCCGACUCGGAAGCGCUGGACCUGAGCUCGGAGGACGAGGCGGUGGCCGGAGACCUGGACAUGCACUCGCUGAUCCUGUCCGGCCUGCACCAGGACCAGGAGCCCGUCAAGACGGCCGAGGAGGUCAUCCGCGAGAUCGACGACAUGAUGCAGGAAACACCCUCGACGGAAUGCUCCCCGGAGUCGGACGGCUCCCUCGUAGACUCCCCAGACACCUACAGCAUGAAGAGCAAAGAGAUCAUGUCUCCUCUCUACGAAGACAAGCUGAAGACGCUGAGCCUGUCGCAGCUGAACGAGGUGUACCUGGAGCUGGAGGUGCUGAUCAGGGAGUUCUCGGAGACACUGAUCGCCGAGCUGGCCCUCAGAGACGAGCUAGAGUACGAGAAGGAGCUGAAGAACACCUUCAUCUCGCUGCUGCUGGCCGUGCAGAACAAGCGGCGGCAGUACCACGUGGAGCGCAAGCGCAGCAGCCGCGCCCACGGGGUGCGCAUGCCCAACGGCCUGGACCCCAAGUACUUGACAACGGUGAUCCCCUACCACCUGGGCAGCGGGCCACCGGACAAUCAGGCGCUCCAAGUCCUCAUCAAGAUCCUGAAAGCCAUCAACGAAGACAGCCCCACUGUGCCCACGUUACUCACGGACUAUAUUCUGAAAGUUCUGUGCCCGACGUAGAGAAGAGGACUCAAGUCGGGUCAUCACCAAUUCAUAUUAAAUGUUCUCUCUUAUGUUACGCAGCAUCUCUCGUAGUCAAAUGUGCGUAGUACGCUGUCUCACCACUAACAGCUGCGUCCCACUACCAGAAACUGUGUGCAAAAUGAGGCUAACCUGAUAAAAGUCUAUCACAGGGACAAAACCAAACUCGCAGAAUCUAGCUCUCGUCUUAAAUGCAUGUCUUGUUCUUUAAGUGUCGUGCUGUUACGCGCAUUAAUGUAAGUACCUACUGUAAUUCAACUAGCACGUCUCCUGUUUUCUGUGGACGGCCAACUAACACUGUGUGCUACGUCUUGUGUUUUAGAAGUUGUCGGACUGAAAUACUCGGGACGUCAUUUGCAGUCGCCUUACGUAAGAUUGGUUGACAAUAUCUAAGCUUCUGUAAAUGAAUCGAGUAAACCUUGACGAAGGCGUCAGAGCAUGUGGCACACGUCGCAACUUCUCCACGGUGUUCCCACUUUCUCGGGAGCUUGCAGUACGCUUGAGCAAGCAGUCACUAGCAGCUGAGAUCGUUUUCCAAGUAGUAGUGUGUAGCGUGCAUGGUGCAAUAUGUGCUUUACUGGAGUUUUUCCAUUACAUAAUGUAGGCUGUUGUUGCGUUGAGAGUUGAUAAGCUUAUUCGUUGAAAAUACUACUCUGAGAGACACUGUUUUUUAAAUCGUAGUGUGAUGAAAAACACAUACCCUUCUCACAUUGUGUAGUUGUGUAAAUGAUAUUGCUACUAGUUUUCUUGGGAGGAAGAGUAUGCUGAACUCUGAAUGGUGGUUCUGAUUGGAAUCGCUUGAAGCUGCAACAUCUGCGUCUGAGACAUGGGACAUCGGCUGGCAGCUGGGGACAGUUUGUUACCCGAAUGUUGCAUGGCGUGUCUGAGUGUGUACGGUCCUCACGCUGGUUAUCAGCAGUUGAUGGUUGUAACUAAGGGCUGCCAACUCACACUUCGUUUUCUCUAAUUUCGUAGAACAGGGUGGGUAGCAACUUAAAUAAAAAUUGUAAAAUUUGUAAAAAAAACUUGAAAAUAUAGGAAAUUUUACUUUGACUUUAAAGGAUCUCGAAAUUACAGAUCAGAAUGUUUCACGGCUUUUGAGACUACUUGCGUCAUUUUUUGUGGGUGAAGUUUAAUGACGUUCGCACAAAAUGUCACUGUAACCUAGAAGUAAUUUGCAUUGCAAAUGAAUCUUUGGAUCUUGGGUUUGCUCGAGUGAGCUAAGUGGCCGCCUACCCGGGCAUACAUACGGUGUGCAGAGCUUCAGAAAAAAAACCAUGCGACUUGAAAAUUGCUCAAGAUAUCCGAGUUGGUCUGUUUACGAAAAGCAUGUAAGAUCAUGCUGAGGGUGAAUAAGUAGAGUUUUGUCCAAAUUUCAUCUUCAAACUGUAUUUUUUUUAUAAAAGUGAAAAUAGUUAAAAUGCUUGUUUCAAGAAUAAUUUUUAGGAAUGGGUUACUACUCAAAUCUAAUAAUUGCCUUGCGUCCUUGCCUUUAGAGGCAAUACUGCGCCAGAAGCACCAAUGAGCGUCUCGCUAACACACACACACCUCUGACUAGGCGGGCCCCUUAAUUCUUUCAGCCAAUUGCAGCAGCUUGCAUGUAGUGUAGUACUUUUCUAAAAAAAAUUUUUCACUUAAUGUGCACAACUUUAAUGUAUAAAUUUAGCACGGCAGAGAUUUCAAGGCCACGUGUAAUAGGCUUGCACAGAAGUAUUUUACUUACACGCUUAACGUUGGUUCAUUCACAUUUUAACUCCAAGCUGGGACGUCGAGUGAGCAUUGCCUAUGCUGUUGCACUUAGUUAUGACUGUGCUGCUGGUUCCAAAGAGACUGUCUACAGAGCUCUGACAAAUUUGUCCACUUAAUGUGUACACCUUGACCUUGAACCUUUCUUUCACCUUCGGUGCUGGAUUUUCCCUUUGGUUUCGUAGUAUUUUCCAGAAAAUUUUAACAAUGGAAUGCCUUCUUGGUGUAAAUUUUGUCAUAAUACAGCACACACACACACACACACACACAAAAUUUAAGUGACAGUGCACGUGAUUUGCCCCAAAGUCUGCCCUGUGUGGUUGUGCUCUGCACCAAGUUUGGAACAGAUUGCUGUCCUAAAGCUGAUAAGAACACAAGGGGAAAAUCCUGCAUUGUGGUUGAAGGCAAUUUUGAGAUUUUUACUGCGCUGGCUUUAAGUGGGACUGAAAGAAAUGCAAUAUGUACGAUGUACAGGAAAGUGUUCAGUAAGAUUUAGUUAAAAUUCUGAUUUCUAUGUACGUAGUUCUAUAUUGCUUGCCCUGAAUAUGGUGGUGUUGGAAAUGCUUGUAAUUCUCUGUUGUGUACUACUAUAUAAUGUUCCUUUACAGUACCUUUUUUCUGUAUAAUUUACGAACAUUCCUAAAGGUUAUAGUUUUUAAAUUGGAAAAUGGGUAUUGCUACCAAGUAAAGAAAAUCAGUUUUCUUUACGAGCGUAAUAAAAAUUAAAAAGGUACGUACAUUUUAGUGUAAUAAGUGAAAUAAUGUUCUAAUGGAAAUUGUAGGGCAGGCCACAGCAGGCUUGCCAACUUCAGCAGAUUGGCACCACAGUCUAAAAUGCUUGCGCGACAAAGUACGCUUAACAUAUUUUUUGCGCUUGUCUCACAGCAGCUAGGCAGGAAAAAUGGGGGCAAGAUACAAAAAUAGAUACACCAAUGGAUAACAUAAAAACUCUAGCGUCAAAGGUGAAACUUUUAUCCUCUUUUUUUUAUUGUAAAACUUGUUAAUCUACGAGGCUAGUUGAAAUGUGUUGCUUGCUGAGGCCUGCUAGCGUUUAGCUGCGAAUAGUUCUGGUAUGUUCUGUCGAACGCUACAGCAUUUUUUUGUGACGAGAACUGUUUUUACAUGUGUGUCUAGCUGUAGGUGUGAAUCAAGUGUUCCUUUUGGUUGUUUAUACUCGCAACUUGCAAGAAAGUCUAGUCUGCCCAAGAGCUUGGAAAACGUUAGAAAUAUGAUAAUGACUUCACAUUAAUUAAUUCUUUUUACUCAGCAAUGUUUAUGUUUUGUCACUCGACAAAAGUUGUGUUAAGCGAUAAGUUCUGUGUGUGCGAGGGUGUGUGUUGGUGUAUCGUGAGUGCUCAUUGUUCAGACCUGACGGAACUCGGAUGGCAAUGGUAAACAUUCGCACGUAGCCUUUUCCUGUGCAUGUUCUAAUGUUGUGUUCCAUUCUUGUAAAUGAGCAAACUGCAUGAACGUUUGCAACACUUGAUUAUCAUCGUGUAACAUAGUGCACAACUGCUACAUUUCGUGCGAAACUGGCUGAAUUUUUUUUGUUUUGCGAAGUAAUAAGCAUUAAGUUGUGAAUUUUUGAGUGCUGCGUGUUAUUGUAAAGAUAGUGCCAUACAGUAAUAAGUAGUAAUUAGUAAUAUUUAGUUGUUAAUCAGACUAUUUGUUGAUGUGUUUGAGUUAGUAUCGAAAUCUGUUCAUUGCUGCAAAAAAUUUUUUUAUUGCUUUAACGUAAGACCCGGAAGAUGUGAUUGAAGGUAACCACACUUGGUGGCUGAAUAUCCACUGAUCUGAACGACUUUAUCUGUUUUGGUGCACACAAUCACUCGGUUGGUUGACGAACAACAUUGGCAGUGUUUCUAUUAUAAUGAAAUGCAAAGAAACCGUUAUGAUAGUGUGUAUGUAUUUGUCUACAGAACUCAACAUAGAUUUUUGGUUAAAUGACAGCUCAAAAGCUUUCAUUUCCAUUGAGACGAAGCUUCUAAUUGUGCAAUAAUAACUGAGAAAGGAAUUUUAUGAUUCAAGCAAUAUUUUUAUUAAGUGUAUAAAAGCAAACUUGCGAAGAAAAAAAAUUUAAUCUUAGUCUUACACCAAGUUAUUUGUUAAUUAACUUUAUCCUUUGAAAUACUUAGCAUUUUCAUGGUUAAUUCAUAGUUAAAACUUCAUAACACUAAACAGCCAAACUGAUGACAAUAAAGUUAUCGGACCAGUUUUGUGUAAUCAGACGAUAAUUUUUUUUUAAUUUCAGUUAACACUGAAAACAAAUUGUAUUUUUAUCAGUGCCUGCAGAUGUGCAUGACAUACGUGGAAAAAUAUGCAAAAUUAGUUUCACAGUGCACAUUAUCAGUUGGGUGGGUUUUGUUCAGUUUGGAACAUAGCUUAUCUCACACGCAGUUUUGCUUCGCAUGUUCACUUUUAUUGCAGCUUUAACAUGCAAUAAUGAUUUUUAAAACCUCAUAAAUAUUAAUGUGUGUGUGAUUUAUUUGGACGUUAUGUUAAGAAGAUAUUGUAAUUACAUAAAUACUACUGAAUACCUACUUAAUAUCUACAGCCAGUACGUUCUGCGCAUGCUAUUGUGCCAACAUUUCUAGAUAAUUUGUUUUACGCAAACAAAUUGAAGGCACUACUGCAUAAAUAAAUAUUGAGCAUUUCGUGCAGUGUGAUUGUGCACAAACGUGUGUGUAUGCCUGUUUUACGUGUUGUGACAUUUCGUGAGCUCGGUCAUUUGUGUUUGCUUUAGGUUUGUCGUGAUAGCUGUGUGGAGUGCGGAUAUAAUAGUUACUUGGAUUGUCAUCUCUGUAUGUGUAUAUUCUGAGUGUAGCUCGAUAUCAUGAUUUAUAAAUAAAUAUUUUAAGAAUCUAUUUAAAUCUCCAAGAAGAAAGUAUAGUAAAAAAAAAACACCUUUAUAUAGUAAAAAAAAAAAAAAACAUGUGUAGAAACCUCUAAUCAGAAAUAAAUAAUCUUUUGCACAUCAUGUUGUAUUGUAGACAACGCAAAGACAUUUAUCAGCUAUGCUGCAUUAUAAUUGCCAGAGUGUGAACAUAACCUCAAAGUGUGUCGUCGUCGUUGGUCGAAAGCCAACGACACGCCUGGAGUGAUGCUGUCACCGUACGUUGUGUAUUCUAUGUAAAAAAAAUAUAUAUAUAAAUUAUUUUUGUGAUUUUUGUAGCAUGUUUAGUUUGUUAAGUUAAUAAUGUAUUUAUUGUGAUAAUAUGUGCAUAUGUACAGAGGAAAACAUGUAUGUGUAACUAUGGGUGAAAGCUUUUUUGCUUGCAAAAAACAAUUAAUUUUUGUUAUUAGAUGAUUUUCCAAUUAAAUAUUACACAAACACAA
Molecule: messenger RNA, 6466 nt
Organism: Bacillus rossius redtenbacheri
Lineage: Eukaryota; Metazoa; Arthropoda; Insecta; Phasmatodea; Bacillidae
Gene: Unc-76
Product: fasciculation and elongation protein zeta-2
Exons: 8
Coding region: 173-1363 (396 amino acids)
Cellular component (GO): axon; cytoplasm
Source: RefSeq, a predicted model, not a curated record